AUGGCGACGCCGGCAAACAAUCACAGUUUGGUGGUCAAUGGAGGAACUGGGGGUGAUCUCGUCUACCAUGAGAAGAUAAAUUCUGAUCCCGAGCGUUUGAAGUUCGCAUACUGGGUACCUAAUGUGUCAGGCGGACUUGUUAUCUCCAGGAUCCCACAACGAACAGAUUGGAGUCUCGAUGCGAAUAUAGCGUAUGCUCGUACUGCUGAGCAGGUCGGGUUUGAAUAUGCCCUAUCACAAAUCCGCUUCAUGGCAGGAUACGGGGCAGAUCAUCAGCAUGAGUCUGUCUCGUUCUCACAAGCUCUUCUUCACUUCACCUCCAAACUCAAUGUUAUCGCUGCUUUGCUACCGGGGCCAUGGAACCCGGCGAUAGCGGCGAAGCAAAUUGCAAGUAUUGAUCAAUAUUCCAACGGACGUAUCUCGGUCAAUAUUGUCUCCGGGUGGUUUAAGGCGGAGUUCCUCAGUAUUGGACAAUGGUGGCUGGACCAUGCGGAAAGAUAUCGACGAAGCCGCGAAUUUAUUCAAUGCCUGAAAGGCAUAUGGACUGAGGACAAGUUCACGUUUAAGGGUGAUUUCUAUCAAUUUCACGACUAUCCUCUCCAUCCAAAGCCAGUAGUGCGAGAAGGGCGUUCUCAUCCCGAGAUCUUUCAAGGUGGUAACUCCAUUGACGCUCGUGAAAAUGCCGCUACUGUGUCCGACUACUAUUUCAUGAAUGGUAAUACCCUCGAGGGAUUCCAGUCCCAAAUUAAAGAUGUCCGUGAGCGGGCCGAACGCGAGCGCCGUCUGAAAGAUGUCAAGUUCGCACUCAACGGCUUCGUCAUUGCGCGUGAGACCGAAGAAGAGGCUAUUAGAGUAUUAGAAGAGAUUCAGGGUAAAGCGAACAAGGAAGCAGUCGAAGGAUUCCGAGAUCAAGUGCAGAACGCCGGUGCCAGUACGUCAAACAAGACUGGUAUGUGGGCAAAUUCAAAAUUUGAGGAUCUGGUGCAGUAUAAUGAUGGAUUCAAGACCAAAUUGAUAGGGACGCCAGAGCAGAUCAGUGAGAGGAUUUUACUGUUGAAGAGCUUAGGGGUGGACAUCUUGUUAGUGGCUUUCUUGCAUUAUGAUGAGGAGAUACAGCAGUUUGGAGAUCAGGUACUGUCACUAGUGAGGAAGAAAGAGGCAGAAGGAAGAGGGAAAGAUGAGCAGUACGAGAUUGGCUUGACAGGUGAUGUGUAUCGAGAAAAGAAGACUGUCGACACCACAACCGAAUAA
Molecule: messenger RNA, 1251 nt
Organism: Exophiala bonariae
Lineage: Eukaryota; Fungi; Ascomycota; Eurotiomycetes; Chaetothyriales; Herpotrichiellaceae
Exons: 5
Coding region: 1-1251 (416 amino acids)
Biological process (GO): alkanesulfonate catabolic process
Molecular function (GO): alkanesulfonate monooxygenase activity
Source: RefSeq, a predicted model, not a curated record